Messenger RNA from Drosophila mauritiana, 2388 nucleotides. RefSeq names its product relaxin receptor 2 (gene Lgr3). Lineage: Eukaryota; Metazoa; Arthropoda; Insecta; Diptera; Drosophilidae. The transcript is spliced from 10 exons. Gene Ontology annotation, molecular function: G protein-coupled receptor activity; protein binding. Gene Ontology annotation, biological process: G protein-coupled receptor signaling pathway. Gene Ontology annotation, cellular component: membrane. The coding region runs from base 67 to 2376 and encodes 769 amino acids. The record is from RefSeq and is a predicted model, not a curated record.
GCAGCCAUGGUGGCCAAGUAAUUAGAUAAGCGAGCGUGCAAAACAGGAGCAAACCGAUAAAUCGCCAUGGUCUACGGCAGGAGCAUCGCCGUAGGCGUCUGUCUGAUGACCGUCGUCCUUCUGCUGGCCGCCGUGAUAUUCUACUUGAGUCUGGGACCCUGCCCCGCGGCCAGUUUCGCCUGCGACAACGGCACGCUGUGCGUUCCAAGGCGCCAGAUGUGCGACAGUCGGCACGAUUGCGCCGACAGCAGCGACGAGAAUCCGGUGGAGUGCGGCCUCCUCUACGGUAGCAAGGAGAUUGCCGACAAGAUUGUCCGUAAUGCGAUUGAGAAGAAGCAACAGCGCCUUAUCUCCGCCGUUGCGAAUGCGAGCGGUGCGGAUUCAACGACGCCGGUGGUGCCAAGGAAUCAGAGCCCUACCUUAAACAUGACUUGUGAUAUCGUCACAUAUCCGAAGGCCUGUCAGUGCGGCCAGGGAACAAUCCUCUACUGCGGUCGCUAUGCCAAAUUGCGGCGAUUUCCGCGUCUCAGUUCGGAGGUCACCAAUCUGAUCAUCAUACGCAACAAUCUAACCCUGCGCGACAAUAUCUUUGCCAAUUUGACGCGUCUGCAGAAGCUGACGCUUAAGUACAACAACAUAUCACGUGUCCCGCUGGGCAGCUUCAGUGGCCUCUUUCACCUCGAACGCCUGGAGCUGAGCCACAACAACGUUAGCCACCUGCCGCACGGCGUCUUCCUGGGGCUGCACAGCCUCCAGUGGCUGUUCCUGGUGAACAAUCACCUGCACCACCUGCCCAUGGAGCAGCUGCGAUUCUUCAGACGAUUGGAGUGGCUGGUGCUGAGCAGGAAUCGCCUCACCCUGCGAAAUGUGCAGCUGCCGAAAAUCCCGACGCUCUACGAAGUUUAUUUGGAUUUCAAUCGAAUCGAAUACAUUGGCGAGGAAACUUUUUCCCAAUUGGAUAAUUUACAUUUGCUGGAUUUGCAGCACAACCUCAUAACGCACAUCCAUGGACGAGCCUUUGCGAAUCUAACAAAUAUGCGAGAUAUCCGCCUUGUCGGUAAUCCCAUUAAGGAGUUAUCUGGAGAAACAUUCUUGCACAACACUCGACUGGAGGCACUUUCGCUGGCCCUAAUGCCGAUUCACAUCAGCCGCAGUUUGAUGGAGCCGCUGAAUAUCUCGUUUCUGAAUCUCACGGGGAUUCGGUAUGAUCACAUCGACUUCGAGGCCAUCAACUCGAUGCGCAACCUGACGUACAUCAUCUACGAUCGAUUCUUCUACUGCUCGAUGACGCCGCGGGUGAGAAUGUGCAAGCCGUCCACCGAUGGAGUCAGCUCCUUUCAGGAUCUGCUGAGCAAGCCAGUACUACGUUACUCCGCCUGGGUGAUGGCCACGUUGACAAUAGCUGGAAAUGUGUUGGUGCUUUGGGGACGCUUUAUCUACCGCGAUGAGAAUGUGGCUGUGACAAUGGUGAUUCGAAAUCUGGCUCUGGCUGAUAUGCUGAUGGGCUUCUAUUUGGUCACCAUUGGAGUGCAGGACUAUCGCUACCGCAACGAGUAUUAUAAGGUUGUGCUGGAUUGGAUAACCUCGUGGCAGUGCACACUGAUUGGAACGCUGGCCGUGAGCUCUUCGGAGGUUUCGAUGCUCAUACUGGCUUUCAUGUCGCUGGAGCGGUUUCUCUUGAUCGCCGAUCCCUUCCGUGGCCAUCGCAGCAUUGGCAGUCGAGUGAUGUGGCUGGCUUUGAUCUGCAUUUGGAUUACGGGCGUGGGCUUGGCUGUGGCACCGGUGCUACUGUGGCGAACCAGUACCCUACCCUACUACGGAUCCUAUUCCGGAACCUGCUUCCCACUGCACAUCCACGAGGCCUUCCCGAUGGGCUGGCUUUACUCGGCGUUCGUGUUCCUGGGUGUCAAUCUGCUGCUGCUGGUGAUGAUUGCGAUGCUCUACACGGCACUCCUCAUUUCGAUAUGGCGGACGAGGAGCGCCACUCCGCUCACUCUGUUGGAUUGCGAAUUCGCUGUGCGAUUCUUUUUCAUCGUGCUGACCGACUUUCUGUGCUGGGUGCCCAUAAUCGUUAUGAAGAUCUGGGUUUUCUUCAACUACAAUAUCUCCGAUGACAUCUACGCCUGGUUGGUGGUCUUUGUGCUGCCACUUAACUCAGCAGUUAAUCCUCUCUUGUACACCUUCACCACGCCCAAGUAUCGAAAUCAAAUCUUUCUGCGCGGCUGGAAGAAAAUCACUUCUAGAAAACGAGCGGAGGCUGGCAAUGGAAAUGUGGCCACCACAACGACGGGCACGGCAACUGGAUCUUCUCAGCAUCCGGAUGACUCCACGACCUUGGCCAAAGCCAUGCCAUUAGCCCUAACGCUGUCGAACUGAAGGAUUCUAGUG